AUGGGAGCAAAUUCAAGUUCAUCUGAGGGAUUAGCCAACAAUCGAGAAGAGCGGGAAAGAGUGAGGGAAGAAACUCCGUUCAGACUUCUCACAGUUAGAAUAAUGAAAGCCAGAAAUAUACAGAAGGCAGACACGUUUACUGAAUCUGAUUGCUAUGUGACUCUUUCAUUACCAACUGCUUCAAGUGAAGUAGUUCGGACUGAAACUAUUCCCAAUUCAAAAAAUCCAGAGUGGAAUCAAGCUUUCACCUAUAGGAUCGACAACCGUAUAAAAAAUACUCUACACUUGAAGCUCUGUGAUGAAGAUACAUUUACCAAAGACGAUCAUCUUUACACAGUUCUCUUUGAUGUUGGAAAACUGCGUACAGGACAAACUACUCGUGUGAGCUUCAAAUUAAAUCCUGAAUCAGAAGAAGAGCUGGAUGUUGAAUUCAAGUUGCAAAACAUCCCAGAUCAUCCUGAAAACAUCAUUACAAAUGGAAUAUUGGUGUCACGCGAACUUUCAUGUCUGGAGGUUAGAGUGGAUAUUGAGAAACUGAAGCAACAAUUCACAAGUGAGGUCAUUGCAUUAUUAACUGAAGAUGAAUUAACACUUACAGUCAAGGGUUCUUUUGAGGAAACACAGAAGAUUUCACUGGCUCCUGAUUCCAGCCAGAGUAAUAGUAACAUCAUUCAGUUUCACUGUAUCAAGAAUUAUCAGUCAAAUCUGGAGAUCACCUUACCUACAGAAAUGUUUUGGUCAAAGCUGGCUUCACUUAAAGGAAACUCAGGAUAUUCUUCUACUGUGAUUUUGCCUUUGACUGAACUUCCCAUACAAGAGAAAAUAGUGCUAGGAGAGAAUGAAUCUUUUGAUCUGCAUGUGAAGGCAAAAGACUGCCCAAAAGACCUCAAUGUACGCUUAGGGUGUGAUUUGGGUGCAGAAGAACAAGUCUUCCUAAGGAAGAGAAAGAAGUACGUUGCUGCUGCCCUGAAGAAGGUUCUUCAGCUACAAGAAGAACUGAAGGAUGAUGAGGUACCAGUAAUUGCAAUAAUGACAACUGGUGGUGGAACCAGAUCCUUUACAGCAAUGUAUGGAAGCCUUCUGGGUCUGCAGAAACUGAAUCUGUUAGAUUGUAUUACAUACAUUACGGGUUUAUCUGGCACAACAUGGACCAUGGGUAAAUUAUAUGAAGAUCCUGAUUGGUCACAGAAAUACCUGGAAGAAGCCAUUAAUGAAGCCCGAAGACAUGUGACCAAAUCUAAAUUUAACUGUUUUUCAAUUGAUAAGCUGAAGUAUUAUUAUAAUGAGCUGAGCCAAAGAACCAAAGAAGGACACAGAACUUCUUUCAUAGACCUUUGGGGCCUUGUCAUUGAGUCCAUGUUACAUGAUGAGAAAGACAAUCACACACUUUCUGAUCAGCGCGUGGCUGUGAGUGAGGGUCAGAAUCCUUUGCCCAUUUACUUGGCAGUCAACCUAAAAGACAACUACAGUGCUCAAGAUUUUAAAGAAUGGCUAGAAUUCACUCCUUAUGAGGUUGGAAGUAUAAAACAUGGUGCAUACAUCUGUUCAGAAGAUUUUGGGAAUGAAUUUUUCAUGGGACGAUUGAUGAAGAAGUUCCCAGAAACUCGGAUCUGCUUCAUGCAAGGUAUGUGGAGCAGUAUAUUUUCUUUGGAUUUAAUCUAUUUCUGGAAUUUAGCUAAUAACUCAGAAGAAUUCUGGUAUAGUUGGACAAGAGACAGAGUGCAAGACAUUGAUGAUUCUCUUCUGCCUUCAAAACCACAUGAGCUGGACUCUCGCCUACUCACUUGCCAAAGCCAAUUUUCCUCUACUCUCCGAGAUGUUUUAACUGGACGCCCAACAAUAGCAGAAUAUCCUAAUUUCCUGAGGGGAUUCCAGUUUCAUGAUGAAUACUUGAAGAAUGACCAUUUUUCUGCAUGGAAAGACUCUGUGCUGGACUCUCGACCUAACCUACUGAUGGAAACAGCAGACCAAACUUUGUCUCUGGUGGAUACUGGGUUUUUCAUCAAUACCAGUUACCCACCCCUUUUAAGACCAGAGAGAAAAGUGGAUGUUAUACUGCAUUUAAAUUAUAGUGGGGGAGUACAGACUUCG
This is a messenger RNA of Python bivittatus (Burmese python), 2091 nucleotides long. The record is from RefSeq and is a predicted model, not a curated record. NCBI's taxonomy places the organism in Eukaryota, Metazoa, Chordata, Lepidosauria, Squamata, Pythonidae.